Molecule: messenger RNA, 1730 nt
Organism: Arachis ipaensis
Lineage: Eukaryota; Viridiplantae; Streptophyta; Magnoliopsida; Fabales; Fabaceae
Source: RefSeq, a predicted model, not a curated record
UAUUUUUUUUGUGUUCGCUGUAUAUAUGAAAGUUGGCCAAUUUUGUGUAUGUAACAAGAGCCAAUUUGGUUUUGUCAUGUACUUUUUUAGAUAUAGUGGGGUAUAAGUGUGUGUGUAACUUUUUCCGAUGUUCACCCACACACUAUAUAUAUAUAAAAGCUAAGCUAAGCAAGUCGUUUUAAAUUAUAGACUGAAGUGCAGGCCGAAAACAAAGUAUAUCAGUUGAAACUUCAUUUGGAUCAGCCAAGAAGAAGAAGAAGAAGAAGAAGAAGAAGAAAUGGAGUUCUGGAACCUUUUCAUGGUUGCAUUAAUGCCAGUUGUAAAGGUGCUUUUGAUCACUGCUCUUGGGACAAUUCUUGCCAUUCGGCGUUUUGGUAUACUUGGGGACACUGCCAGGAAAAACUUGAAUCAUAUGGUAUUUUAUGUGUUUGGGCCUGCUAUUGUUUGUAGCAGCCUCGCAAAAACCAUAACUCUAAGGAACGUCGUUAUUUUGUGGUUCAUGCCGGUGAAUGUUCUUCUCACAUUUCUUAUUGGAACAGCUCUUGGAUGGUUACUUAUUAAAAUAAUCAGAGUUCCUCUUCAUCUUCAUGGCCUUGUCUUAGGUUGUUGUGCUGCAGGGAAUCUGGGAAAUUUACCUCUUAUUAUAGUUCCAGCUGUCUGUAAAAAAAGAAACAACUCUUUUGGAGAUGUGGAUGUUUGCAAAAAGAAUGCAUUAGCAUAUGCUUCUCUCUCAAUGGCACUAGGAAGCAUUUACAUUUGGUCUUAUGUAUACAACAUAGUCCGCAUAUAUUCAAGCAAGGUUUCAUCAGUUGAUGAUUCAAAAGUAAAAGCAGUGAUCAUUGCAACAGAAAAUGAUGAUAUUGAUUCAGAAAACCCUUCAAAAUUGGUCACUGUUGAUGACAAAUCACAAACUAAUGAUCAUGUGAAGCAACUUGAAAUUGAAUCUGUAGUGUCUCACCAACAAAUAGCAAAGAUAUCAUCAACAAAGGAAAAAAUUAGGAAUCAGAUAAAGGUAUUAGCAGAAAAGAUCAAUUUGAAGGUACUAUUUGCACCAGCAACAAUUGGAACGAUAAUUGGUUUAAUAAUUGGAAUUGUUCCUCAAUUUCGAAAAGUAUUAGUUGAUGAAAAUGCACCUCUUUUUGUGAUUCAAGACUCUUUAGUCAUGUUGGGGGAUGCAGCAAUUCCAGCAAUGACCUUGUUGGUUGGUGCAAAUCUUGUUAAGGGUUUAGAGGGAGUAAGAAAGCAACUUCCACUUGUUAUUGGGAUUACUAUAGUUAGAUUUAUUGCCUUGCCAGCAAUAGGUAUAGGAAUUGUUAAAGGUGCUACUCAUUUUGGCUUGAUCCACCAUGAUCCAUUAUAUCAAUUUCUUUUACUACUUCAAUUUGCUCUUCCUCCUGCAGUAGCCAUGAGUACAAUGGUUCAAUUAUUUGGAGGUGGUGAAGGUGAAUGCUCAGUUAUCAUGUUAGCAACUUAUUCUUGUGCUGCAGUUUCCCUUACUCUUUGGUGCACAUUCUUUGUGUGGCUUGUAUUAUCAUAAUUGUUUCUCCAUGCCUUAGUUAUAGUUACAAAUUCUCCAUUGUUGUAAAAGUCAAAGCUCUAUGUAGAGAGUUUUGAUUAAAUUAGUAUACAUGCUUUUAAAGAGUUAACUUAAUGUAAUUAGUAUUAGUAAAGGUUUUUAAAUAUUUUACUUUAAUAAAUACACAACAAAUACAUUGAAAAGUUACACUUUA